GCUGCAACACAAAAACAACUUGUAACUUGCAUCCAACACAUCAGUCUUUCGCAAAACAUUGAGCUCAAGUAUGCCACUUUUUGGCAAGGAUUUUCAUAACGAUUGGCCAACGUAUGAUUUUGAUAAACAUUUAACACCAUUUGGCCAAGACCUCAUACAAAAAUGUUUGGAUAUUGAAAAACCUAAGGAACAACUAGUGGAUAUACAAGAAUUUAUGCAAAAAUCUAAUGAAUUUCCCAUAAAAUUCCCCAUCGAUAGUUGUCGUAUAAAAUCACAACCGGUGGAAUGUCAUGUUGAUAUACAGCGACAAAUUGCUUCGGCAUAUCCACUGAUGCAUGAGAAAGUAUUGUAUUUGAUAGUAGAUUUCUUGGAACACAAAUUGAAGUAUGGAUCCACUAUAGAAAAACAACUUUAUAAAGACAUGACCAUAACUGAAUUUGUACAACGUUUACUUACGAAACGUUGCAUCAGUUUUGUGGGAUUUCAUGACAGCUAUAUACUGAUCACAGGAGAAACGGGCCAUGGAGAAAAGUAUCUUAAAAUUGGUACCGAGGCAGAAGAGGAACCCUUAGUACUGGCAAAUGUUUUAAGUUAUGAUGAAAUUAAGAUUUCAGCACUGUUGUCGGUUGCUUCACAUAGCGAUUUCAUAAAUGAUGGUCGUCGUCAUAAUGGUGGUAAAAUUGAAAAAGAUUAUGAAAAAAUCGAAAGACAGGGUGUAGUCGUGGGUAUUAUAGGGGCACGUUUUGCCCGUCCCUUUAGAAUGGAAUAUGAAGAUAUAAUUAUUUGCAAAGAACAAAAUAUUACAGAAAUGGGUUAUGGUUGUCAUGGAACAACAACGGAGGGAGAUUUAAAAGAUCCCACCACUUUAUGGCAAUAUUUAUUGCCCAUAAAAAAAACUGAGCAAUUGGAAAAAUUGCAAGAUUAUAGAAAAGUCUGGCAAAAGUUCUAUGAAGAAUCAGAUCAUUUAUAUAAAAAAGUCUCUUUAGAUAAUAAACGCUUUGGGGAAUGCUACAAGCCUGAGGCUAUUUUCGAUAAUUUAAUGAUGAAAAAACGCUUUGCUUUACCUUUUGAUUUGCUGCUAUUGGAGGCCAAUGCAAGAGCUUUAAAGGUCCAAAAAUUAGCCUAUAUACAUGUGGUGGGUAUAGGUUUGGGUGUAUGGCUGGCCGCACCACAACAGGAACAAAUCUUUUUAGCUUGUUUCCAGCAGCGUUUGAAAUAUCUAUUGCCACAACUGAACAAUAUAGGAGUGUUGCAUUUUUCUUGGUUUAAAUCGCAAGAAUGGCAAGAUUUAAAAAACGAGUCCAUUAUUAAAUCGGCUACACAUUCUCAAGGAGGCAUAAAGAUAUUAAUCUCCAAUAGAAAUCCUAAUGAAAAAUUGACUUCUCCCUAUGAGGGUAUGUUGCCCGUAGUGUCAUUCGCUUGGGAUGGUAACUCCUUACCGGGUAAUGAAUUUUGGAUGGGUUCUUUGGUUUCCUCUAAUGAUCCUUCGGCUGCUUGCAGUACUUUAAUUACCGAACUAUUUAAUCCUCAUAUUAAUACGAAAUAUGUCAAUGGUAAUAAUCUAUAUCUGGCGUCUCCCAAAUACGGUAUUAUACAUAUAAAAGAUUAUGUCGAAAAGAUUUUAAGUUAAAUUUUUUUUAAAGAAAUUUUAUCAAAAUUAAUGUCAAUAAAUCUUAAUCAGCGAAAUUAGUUAAAGACAAA
Molecule: messenger RNA, 1701 nt
Organism: Lucilia sericata (common green bottle fly)
Lineage: Eukaryota; Metazoa; Arthropoda; Insecta; Diptera; Calliphoridae
Source: RefSeq, a predicted model, not a curated record